CGUUAAUAACAUAACCUAUACCAUAAGUAGGUAGGUACCUAUUGAGAUUUUAGUUUAGCAAAUAAAUUUGUGUUGUAAGUAAAGUUCUUAAGUAUUUUCUUAAGAAUAUUGCUUUAAAUAAAAUUUUGCUAAAAAUACAUUUUGAAAACAACAAUGCGAAUAAAUCCACCAGUAUUUGCUACCGCCAGACAAAACAAUGCAAGACGGCCUCAAAGGGAGCCAGUACCUUUUCAGCAACUUCUGCCACUGCAACUGAAGAAGACAGUUUCUGGGAAAGGAGAUAAAUUGAAAGAGUCAGCAUGCAUGCAGGAACUAGCUAUGAUGUUCGCGUGUUUCAAGAAGCACGAGUUCAACCAGCAAGAAUGCGCAAAGGAGGUCACUUCAUUUCAAAGUUGCUAUGGCGAGUUCAGCAAGAAGCUUGCGGUUCAAAGAGAGCAAGGAAAGAAAGGUAUUCUUGUUCCCGGAGAGAAGAACUUAACACAUAGACAAAUGAAUCAACUUUUGAAAGCCUUUCCUCCACAUCAAGACCACCCAAAAAGAGUGUAAUAUUAAAUUGACUAGUAAAUAAUAUUUAGGUUUUGUGAACAUAAAACAAUGUACUUUUAAUAUAGAUGUGUAUAUAAUCA
Messenger RNA from Plodia interpunctella (Indianmeal moth), 626 nucleotides. RefSeq lists its product as uncharacterized. Gene Ontology annotation, biological process: mitochondrial translation. NCBI's taxonomy places the organism in Eukaryota, Metazoa, Arthropoda, Insecta, Lepidoptera, Pyralidae. The transcript has a single exon. The coding region runs from base 154 to 546 and encodes 130 amino acids. Gene Ontology annotation, molecular function: RNA binding. Gene Ontology annotation, cellular component: mitochondrion; mitochondrial ribosome; nucleoplasm. The record is from RefSeq and is a predicted model, not a curated record.